Messenger RNA from Culex quinquefasciatus (southern house mosquito), 665 nucleotides. RefSeq lists its product as uncharacterized. NCBI's taxonomy places the organism in Eukaryota, Metazoa, Arthropoda, Insecta, Diptera, Culicidae. The coding region runs from base 128 to 499 and encodes 123 amino acids. The transcript is spliced from 4 exons. The record is from RefSeq and is a predicted model, not a curated record.
AACCACGCUGCGCGUGUGGUGCUAUAAAAUUCUGACAUAAGCUUUGUUUACAAAUUAUGUGCUGUCACCACUGCCGCCACAACCACACUUUACAGUGCAUAAGUUGAAAAAAGUGAGUAAAGUGCAAAUGGCGGCAAAAAAUUCCCAAAGGAUGCGGCAACUGGAAGAUCCGGAGAAUCCGAAUGAUCCGGGUGAGCAGGAUCAGAUCGAUGCCGAGGAGCUAAUCAACGAAGUGCAGCUGCAUGAUGUGAUCUACAACAAGCAAAACAAAUUACACUCGCGCAUCACUUCCACAGAAGCAGCGUGGGUGAAAUUGCAGAAGCCGUCGGUUCAACUCCUCAGCAAGUGGGCGAAACUCCGGAGAUGUUACCGCGAUGCACUUGCCAAAGAAAAUCUUCCGAGCGGAUCUGGAGCAGCAAGAGGAAGAAAAAAGUUUCCCUUUAUGGCCCAGCUGGAAUUCCUCCGGGAAUACAUGAUGAAAAAGCCGAAUACGGUUUAGAAUUUCGACGUUGAUCCCAAGCAACCCUCCCCAGCAUCAGCAGAUGGUUCCGGACCAUAUCGUGGGGAUCGAGACAAUGAUCCGGGAGUGUAUCGAGGUUUUUAAACGAAGAUGGUGUUCGAAUGGUGAACGCCCGAAAUGUCAAAAUCACGCAGUGGUACCAACU